Ipomoea triloba (trilobed morning glory) is the source of this 1178-nucleotide messenger RNA. RefSeq lists its product as uncharacterized. The coding region runs from base 117 to 773 and encodes 218 amino acids. NCBI's taxonomy places the organism in Eukaryota, Viridiplantae, Streptophyta, Magnoliopsida, Solanales, Convolvulaceae. The record is from RefSeq and is a predicted model, not a curated record. The transcript has 7 exons.
UUCACGUCGCGGAGUAUAAAACAACCCAACCAGUCACUCUCGAGAGCACAGACUCAGAGAGAGAGAGAGAGAGAGAGAGGGAGAGAGAGAGACAGAGAGAGUACGGAAGUUCAUCCAUGGACGACGAGGAAUUGGAGCCGCUCUUCGAUUACCACCGCGUGCAACCUUACAAUGCCAUUUUCCUUGACGAUGAUAGUCCAGAUUCAUCGCCAGUAGCUAAUGCGAAAAAGCGGAAAAUUGACACUUCUGUUGAUGAAGAGAAACAGGACAAUAAAGAUGUAAUUCAAGUAAUAGAUUGUGAGGAAAAAGAAGAGGAAGAUUGGCUGAAGCUACCGACAAAGAUUUCAGCUGAUACUGUAAAGAUGCGCGAGAAUUCAACCAUAAGGGAAAUAAGGUUAAAAAAGCAGGAGCUAGCAUCCCUUGCUGAAUCUGCAAAGGAUGUGCUACGAGAUGUUGAGGAUUCUGUAAAAAGAGAUCUUAGCACUUCAUUGCAAUCGAGUGAAGGAAGUGUUGCAGUGCAGCAGACAAAACCUUGCAGUGAAAGGGCUAAAAUAAUUAUUUGUUUUCAGGACAAGGAUGGCGCCAAACAAUUCCUUGUUUUCAUGGAUGAUAAAUUUGAGCGACUUUUCAAACUGUAUGCUGACAAAGCUAAGCUUAAUUUACAAAACUUAAUUUUCCGUUUCGAUGGGGACAGAAUUAGUCCCACAGAAACUCCUCAUAGCCUUGGGAUGGAGGACAACGACAUUGUUGAAGUGCAUGUUAAACCAAGCUGAUUCAGGUUUUCCUUUUGUGCUCUAGAUGAUUCGCUUUUUGGUGUCCUUGAAGAUUUUUUUUUGCGUGUUCCAUUGGUCUUUAUAUAAAUUUAGUGUUGCAAUUGUAUAGUAAAUACUGUUUUUGGAAACAUAGAAUGCAACCUUUGAAAACAUCCUCAUUGUUAGAACUUAGGUUACUUGGUUUGCUGAUGAUGGUAUAAUCUCUUAUCCUUUGCCUUUCAUGGUGACCACUAAGUGCAUCAUAUAUAUAUUCACGUCUUAUCUAUCUGUCAAGUGGUAGUAUACCAAUACCCUUUGGGUUUAUUGGGCAUUAUUAGUAAGUGGAACAUUUUGUCGGUGGUGCAGAAAAUUGUAUUGCUGUUGUAGAUCAAAAUUACUGAAACAGAAUGUUUUUUUUCCUGAGUA